AGCUGGAAUUGGAUGCCGUCACACUUGCAAUCGCAGUACGUGUGGGACUGUUCUGACAUGUCCGUAGUAUUUAUGAAAGCCAUCUGUACGCGCUGCCUCUUGCUAUGCUCAGGAAUGACGCAGGUGAUCAAUGUCACUGGUAUCUCCGUGGGAUUUGGCUUAUCUUCUGCUUGUGACACCCUCAUGUCUCAGACGUACGGCAGCCCCAACAAGAAGCACGUGGGCGUCAUCCUGCAGCGGGGCGCGCUCAUCCUGCUGCUCUGCUGCUUCCCCUGCUGGGCGCUCUUCCUCAACACCCAGCACCUCCUGCUGCUCCUCCGGCAGGACCCGGCCGUGUCCAGGCUUACCCAUACCUAUGUCAUGAUCUUCAUUCCAGCUCUUCCUGCGACGUUUCUUUACACGUUACAAGUUAAAUAUCUGCUCACCCAGGGAAUCAUCCUGCCCCAGAUCCUAACCGGAGUUGCAGCCAACCUCGUCAACGCUCUCGUCAACUAUCUGUUUCUCCACGAACUGCAUCUUGGGGUGAUGGGCUCAGCACUGGCCAACUUGAUUUCCCAGUUCUCCCUGGCUCUGUUCCUCUUUCUCUACAUCAUCUGGAAGAAACUGCAUCGAGCUACCUGGGGAGGGUGGUCGCUGGAGUGCCUGCAGGACUGGGGCUCCUUCUUCCGCCUGGCCAUCCCCAGCAUGCUCAUGCUGUGCAUGGAGUGGUGGGCCUACGAGAUCGGGAGCUUCCUGAGCGGAAUCCUCGGCAUGGUGGAGCUGGGGGCCCAGUCCAUCGUGUAUGAACUGGCCACUAUGGUCUUCAUG
Molecule: messenger RNA, 807 nt
Organism: Myotis lucifugus (little brown bat)
Lineage: Eukaryota; Metazoa; Chordata; Mammalia; Chiroptera; Vespertilionidae
Product: multidrug and toxin extrusion protein 1
Exons: 9
Biological process (GO): transmembrane transport
Cellular component (GO): membrane
Molecular function (GO): xenobiotic transmembrane transporter activity; antiporter activity
Source: RefSeq, a predicted model, not a curated record